GAAAGACAACCGCCAAAUUCUAUAUAUAUGCUAUAUAGCACUUUCUUUUCAAUAGUUUAAUGCCCAGAAAUCGAAGACUUCUGAGAAAUCUUGUGUUUGCCACAGCUCUUUUGCUGGUGGUAGAACACGGAGAUGCGGAUAUUCCCAAUUGCGACUUUUUCGACACUGCUAAUAUUACGUCGGCUCAAAAGUUAUCAAAUGGUUCCUAUCUCUAUGAAAACUUGGUCAUUCCCGUGCAUUUGACGGGUGAAUAUGACUACAAACUUCUGCCGGACGACUCGAAGGAGAAGGUUGAGAGCCACCUAAGAGGAUGUGUCUGCAAACUGAAGCCCUGCGUCAGGUUCUGCUGCCCCCACAAUCACAUAUUUGAUUAUGGAGAGUGCCUUGAAGGGACGGAGGAAGAUAUGGAAAGCUUAGAUCCUUUCCUGAACCUAACCCUGAACAACGGGUCCGUGGUAAAAAGGCACUUUAAAAAUGAAUUCAUAGUGCAGUGGGAUCUGCCUAUGCCCUGCGAAAGUACGUUCUACCUAGACAGUCGAGAUGAAGCGGAUAAGUACACACUGUUUGAGAACGGGACAUUUAAACGCCACUAUGACAUGAAGUUUUUGAACAAGCGUGAAUACUGCAUGCAGCAUUUUGAAUUUGAAGACACAGUCCAAAACACAACGUUUAUUCAAAUUGCGCCCCACAAUUGCCCGAUAGAGCAAUCUAAAACGGGAAAGACGGCGCAAACCGUCGUGAUGAUCAUUUCGCUGAUUUGUAUGUUGCUUACGAUCGGCGUGUACCUCUUUGUUAAGAAGCUGCAGAACUUGCACGGCAAGUGCUUCAUCUGCUAUAUGUUUAGUAUUUUCAUGGGCUACCUCCUCCUGCUGCUCAACUUGUGGAGACUAUCGGAUGGUUUCUGCCUUACAUCAGGUUACCUGGGCUACUUCUUCGUCAUGGCCGCGUUCUUAUGGCUCUCUGUCAUCAGUCUGCACCUUUGGAACACGUUCAGCGGCACCUCGCACACGGUCAACCGCUACUUGCCGCAGUCUCGGUUUCUGGUUUACAAUUGUUACGCCUGGGGAAUGGCGGCGGUCUUUACCGGAGUCACCUAUAUAGCUGAUAAAUUCGUCGAGAACGAGGACUGGCAGCCUCGUGUGGGCCAGUAUGAACAAUGUUGGAUCUAUACUAUGGAAUGGUCUGCCAUGCUCUACUUCUAUGGACCGAUGCUGUUGCUGAUUGUGUUCAACAUAGUCAUGUUUACCCUGACGGCCGUUCGUAUAAUGAAAGUGAGGAGGGACAUACAGGACUUUGCCAACAAGCCAGACAGGAAUCAUAAGCUCAACUCGGACAAACAGACGUACACCUUCUUUCUGCGACUCUUCAUCAUCAUGGGUCUGAACUGGAGCUUGGAGAUAAUCUCAUACUUGGUCCAAAACACACCUUGGUCUAAAGUAUUACUGGUGGCCGACUACAUUAAUUGGAGCCAGGGUAUCAUCAUAUUCGUCCUGUUUAUUCUGAAGCCCAGCACGCUGAAACUCUUGAAAGAACGAAACCAUCCGAUGCCCAAAUGGAUUCCCGUCAGUACGAGGUCAAGAGUAAGUCGAAAGUCGUCAGGUUCGAUGAAUCGAUUAGAAAGAACAACCUGUUCGGCGCCAAACUCAUCAUUGACGUAAAAGUCGCAUUUUUAAAACGGUCUUUCAGUUUUCUUUUUCUCAGGAAAUCAAUGCAUGUAAUAUUUUUAUAAUAAUUAGUUUAACAAAUUUACAUUUAUUCAAAUCACACUGACAUCACUCUAACAUUUUUAACAAAUUGUGCUACAUUGAGAG
Drosophila rhopaloa is the source of this 1811-nucleotide messenger RNA. Its product is annotated as G-protein coupled receptor Mth. The record is from RefSeq and is a predicted model, not a curated record. Gene Ontology annotation, cellular component: membrane. Gene Ontology annotation, biological process: cell surface receptor signaling pathway; G protein-coupled receptor signaling pathway. Lineage: Eukaryota; Metazoa; Arthropoda; Insecta; Diptera; Drosophilidae. The transcript has 8 exons. Gene Ontology annotation, molecular function: G protein-coupled receptor activity. Bases 60 to 1658 code for a protein of 532 amino acids.